AUGCUUUCGUGCUUUGAUGAAAUAUUUGACGAGAUUAAACAAAAUUGGAAAGCUGCACACGGGGCCACGACUCUAGACUACAAUUUGGGUGUCAUGAAUGAGAAGUUUCUUGAUGAGGAAUCGGUAGUCACGAUGAUCAAUCAGAUCCUCUGUCCCAACUAUUAUGCCAUUCAAGAAAGGUUGGUUUUCUUUCAGAAUCAUCUAAACGGACUAAUAUUCUGUAAUUUUGUGCCUAUGAAUAUGGUUCAUUUUUUUUUUUUUUCAUACUUUGUUUUGGAUGGUUCUGCCGACACUGAAAUGGCUUCUUUCAUUAGACCUAAGAAGUCAUACAAAUAUAGUGACGUCGCUCUUAUUGCCUCAAUAACAUACUUGGUUUUGAUUUUUUCGAGGUACAACAGCAAAGAUGAAGAGGGUUUGCAGUAUCAACUACGAAUAGAUGCAGAUCAGCUACGGUUGUUGAUCCUCCGACUUUUGAACAUUUCGCAGUUCCGAAAAAAGGCAACUCACCAGGCAUUGCUCUCCCUUAUCGUGUUAAGGUGCAGCCUUUUCGUCUACAACAAUUUGGAGGGAGUCCAUGAAAGCUUUAAUUCUUAUCCAUUGUUUCAAUUGUGCUUAGUACUUUGUUAUCAAAUGGGAUUACACGCCGACCAUAGCGGGGUGGACGUAAUGGUGUACAAAGAUACAUCUGCAAUGAAAACUCGCACAAUGUCUUUAUCCGAGACGAGAGAAUUAUGGAACUAUAUGCAAACUGAGGAUGCUGUGUAUUCAAUCUCUCUCGGCACUCCACUUCUCAUUAACUACGAGUUUUGUGCUGAAUUUAGUAGCACACCAUCUGAUCUGUUUUUCCAGAAAAGGCGUCGAGAUAUUGUGUCGCUAAUGAGGGAAGUCGCCAUUACAACUAAUUACAGAAAAGAUUGCUCAAUAAAUGAUGUGCUUACUUUGCUUGACAAGGUUACUUUUUUUUGCUAUCAGACAUCGACUACUAUGUUUACGACCUCUCAGAACAGCGAUUUGGAUGAGCUGGCGUAUUUUUGCAAGAUUAAGCUUUUACUUUUGCAGAAUAUUCAGAAUUUAUGCCAUAUGGUGAUUCUGGGUGUCAAUGAGCUUCAUCGUACGCACAAUAACGAAGUACGGAAGCCUGAAAACUUGCAGCUGCUUAGAAAUCUCUCCAAGGAAAUGUACAGGCAGUCCUUGAUUUCUGCAGUGGUAGGUGUUUAUCUUGUCAAACUUAUCUGUGAGGGUAAGACUGUAUUUGGGGAAGGAACCAACACUAAGUACCUUGUAUUCUUUAGAGAUGCACUCUCCGCAUCAAUGAUGCGGUCAUUUAUUGUUUGGUUUACAUUUUUGCUUCCGAAGGCUGUGAAGAGUUCUGAUAUGUUGAAUGAGCUACAGAAAGAGACAAUGCUACGUGACUACCCACCAAAGGAAAAUGGCUAUAAGAAGGAAAUCGAUGUCUAUGUGUUAGAACGAGCUCUAUAUCAUAAGUAUACUCAUGAGGACGAGAAACUCGGGGAGCAACUUGUCACUAAACUUAUUUCCCCUUCGGAACUAUUGAAGUUUGCAUCUUUCCAUAAUAAGGUUAGCCAAAAUGCUAUUAUUAAAAGUAGCAUUGAUUCUUUCCUUGCCUUUAAGACUGUUAUAGUCUGGAUUUACAUUUUACAGACGGUGAAAGAUUGCAGAAGUGAGUUGGAAAAUGGCCAUGCUACAAUGCAGGAGAUUGUGAUUAAAACCAAAGAACAGAUGCGCAACAAUGGCGGUAUGGGCAAAAUUGAAGACGACGUCCUCAUAACAGAAGAUGAGCAAUUGAAAAAGAUGUUCGAUUCAAUUAUGGCAGAUCAAGGCUAUUCCAAUAUCACCGGAUCCAUCUUUGAUCUUCCAGUCAAUUAG
Molecule: messenger RNA, 1887 nt
Organism: Brettanomyces nanus
Lineage: Eukaryota; Fungi; Ascomycota; Pichiomycetes; Pichiales; Pichiaceae
Exons: 1
Coding region: 1-1887 (628 amino acids)
Source: RefSeq, a predicted model, not a curated record